AUGAAAAAGCUAACUCUAAUCCCAAUUCUGGCCCUAAUUGGCCUGGUGACUCCAGAUGAGCUCAUUUCUACACGCUGUCAAGCACAAUGUCUUCAUUUGAUGGAUCAGAGGCUUCAGACCAACAUCGAGCUUCGGAAAACCCUAAAACAUCAUAUCAUUCAACUGUGUAAGGACGACGCGACGUGUUCAGCGUGCUCCGCUCCUUGCCGUGAACAAUUCGACGAUAUCAAGGCUUGCAAGAAGUCGUGUGUGGCUUCAGAUGACCGUGAGACUUGUGAAGACUCUUGUCACUAUCUACAGACGAUAUAUCAGGAGAAACCCGGCGCCUGUCCAGCUGUCAGCAAUAGCUCGAAUUAUGAAUGCUCCGCCCUGUGCCAAAUGGACGGUGACUGUCCCGAAACCCAAAAAUGCUGCUCCUCCGGCUGCUCUCGCCAAUGCCUUAAACCCCGUUCCUCCGACAUCAAGCUUCUUCCAAUCCCCAGAAAUAUCAGUGUCCAAGAGAGAAAACGUAAAAGAAGCAUCAUAAUUCGUUGGGCAACCGGCCGACUCUCAAAAGCUCAACAAAACGAAAACGCCAAUUUAUUCCUGGUCCAAUGGCGUUGGGGACUCCAUGAAGAAGAGUCAGCAAUGACUGAAUGGCAAACAGUUACAGUAAGAAACAAGCCAUACGCCAUACUGAAGCAUUUGUUGUCUCCUGGACGAUUUUACGAAUUUCGAAUUGCCGCCGUUUCGCAAGAAGGAAGUUUAGGGUUCAGUGCACCAUCUAAGCCGUUCAAGAUAUCAAAAGAGGCCAAGGCUCCGCCCCCACCGAAAGAUAUCUCAUUGGGAGGUGUGAAAUUGAACGAAGCUGGGCUGUGGAAUCAGAUUGUUCAGUGGAAUCCGCCGCCAAGUGAUUUGCCGAUCAAAAAUUAUCAGGUAAUCUCCUGGGCAUCAUCCACCAAAUCCGAAGCGGACGCCUUCGAGGAACAAAUGCGCAAGAAGACAACCCUAGAAUUUGCCGCCCACGAGAAACGAAGUCUUGCAUCCGACGACGACGACGAAUUUCUUGGCUCAGAUCGAGACAGGAAUUCUGUAAUCGUUCCAAGUCACUCGACGUCUUCUGAAAUUCAAGGCCUAUUUCCGAAUAGCGUUUAUAUCGUGGAGAUUCAUGCGUCAGUAGAUUCAAGUGACGGCGAGCUACAUGGAGAGAAGGGUGUAGUUUUUAUAAGGACCGCUGAUGCUUCUGGAAAUUCUGGAGUCUCUGGAAAGGGGGCGGAGCCUGAAUACAAUGGCCCUGUUGCCCGAAUCGCUCAUGGAAUCGCCGAGGCUUCUGAGGAAUUGAAGAUUGAGCCGAGAAAGUCCCAGACUACCCGAGGGUCCCGGCCCACGGCAUCUUCUCCGGCCCAUCUGGAAAUUCAACGACCAUUUUUUGACAACGAACUCCAGACGCAACUUUCAUGGACCCAUGGAUCCUACUGUACCCAAAAUUCAAAUUCAAAUUCCCGCCAAACGUUCAGCAUCAAGGUCCGCAAAACUCUCUGCAGGGAAUACCAACCCAAUCAUCACUCGGACACCCGUUGGCACGAUUUAAGGGUCACUGAAUGCACAGCCAUCCUCAAGGGACUCUCCUUCGAUUGUGAUUACAAAGUAGAGGUGCAGGAUACUGUAACUGGGGAUACUGUAGUUGAUGGUGUGUUCUCCACGGACACUUGUGAGCAGACAUCAUCGCUGACGCCUAUCGAGUGCUCCAGCUUGACAACGCCGAUUCAGUGUCAAGUGACAUCGGAAUCAUCGGCACAUUGUCAUUGGACUAGGCAUCAUGACCCGAUGCAGACUGUCAUUGGCUACCGUAUUCUUUUGAGCUCCCCGGUUAAUCAGGACACCAAUACGACUAUCAAUCAGCCGCAGUUACGGGAGGUCAGAUAUGAGAACUUGCAGCCCGGAUAUGUUUAUACUGUAGAGGUCCAAUCCAUCACCAACAAAGGUCUGGGCCGUACCGUAAGCACUCAAUUCGUGACUCAUUCGGAUUUCGAAACCAAUGCGAUUUCUCGAUUCCCGGGAGGUGAAAUUAUCGAGCUGCCGCUGGAAUCGUCUUCUGGAACAUUCCUAAGAAUAAUGCCUUUGAUUUUGAUGCCCCUUCUUUUAAGGUUACUGUAA
This is a messenger RNA of Caenorhabditis briggsae, 2136 nucleotides long. RefSeq names its product Protein CBR-KAL-1 (gene Cbr-kal-1). The record is from RefSeq and is a predicted model, not a curated record. Gene Ontology annotation, molecular function: protein binding; peptidase inhibitor activity. Bases 1 to 2136 code for a protein of 711 amino acids. Gene Ontology annotation, cellular component: cell surface; extracellular region. The transcript has 6 exons. NCBI's taxonomy places the organism in Eukaryota, Metazoa, Nematoda, Chromadorea, Rhabditida, Rhabditidae. Gene Ontology annotation, biological process: neuron differentiation.